This is a messenger RNA of Ictidomys tridecemlineatus (thirteen-lined ground squirrel), 4067 nucleotides long. NCBI's taxonomy places the organism in Eukaryota, Metazoa, Chordata, Mammalia, Rodentia, Sciuridae. The record is from RefSeq and is a predicted model, not a curated record.
UCUGCGCCGUGGAUCCUUCCGGGCCGGGUGUCGAGGACGGCGCUUCCUUGAGCGCUGGGACAGGCCCAGGCCGCCACAAGGGCCUGCGUGCCCCGUCGCUCGGUCUCCUCCGCGUCCUGCACCUACUUGAGCUCACGCUCGCCCUGCCCAGCUCCCGAGUUUUGUUCCCGCUUUUUCCAGUCUAAUUAGUCUUUUAGCACAGGUGUUUCCAGUGGCCUUGGGACUCUGACUCUUAGAACUGUACCUAUUCUAUCAUCUAGUCAUGGGACCCUGGAACCUGGGGUUCCCGCAGAGCUGCCGUUAGGGCUCCAGGUCCCUGACUUCUGUUACUCCACUCCAGGUUAAAACUCUCUUUCCUGUCUCCUCAAACUCAUUACUGCCCAAGUGCCAUGGCCCCCAAGCCCGGGAGUGAGUGGAGCACAGUCCUGUCCCACCUGGUGCUGGGAAUGGUGUCUCUUCAUGGAGCGGUGAGUUCUGCGCAGUCAAGUCGAGGGGCUGCUGCAGGUUUCCUGCUCCAGGCUUUGGCUGCUGCCUCCAUGCUGGUUCCAGGGCUGGGCACACAUGAAGAUUGUCUCGCUGGAGCCUGGGUGACCACAGUCAUCGGCCUGCCCCUUCUGGCUUUCGACUUCCACUGGUGUACUAAUGGUCACUUGAUGUGCGCUGGCUGUUUUAUCCACCUACUAGCAGAUGCCCGGCUGAAGGAGGAGCAGGCCACAUGCCCCAACUGUCGUUGUGAGAUCAGUAAGAGCCUCUGCUGCCGGAACCUGGCUGUGGAGAAAGCCGUGAGCGAGCUGCCCUCAGAAUGUGGCUUUUGCCUGCGCCAGUUUCCUCGUUCCAUCCUGGAGAGGCACCAGAAAGAGGAAUGCCAGGACAGGGUGACCCAGUGCAAAUAUAAGCGCAUCGGCUGCCCAUGGCAUGGCCCUUUCCAUGAGCUGACAGUGCAUGAAGCUGCAUGUGCCCACCCCACCAAGACGGGCAAUGAGUUGAUGGAGAUCCUAGAUGAGAUGGACCAGAGCCACCGCAAGGAAAUGCAACUCUACAAUAGCAUCUUCAGCCUGCUCAGCUUUGAGAAGAUUGGCUACACAGAAGUCCAGUUCCGACCAUACCGCACAGAUGACUUCAUCACACGCCUGUACUAUGAAACACCGCGGUUCACAGUGCUGAACCAGACAUGGGUCCUGAAGGCUCGUGUGAAUGACUCAGAGCGCAACCCCAACCUGUCUUGCAAGCGCACACUUUCCUUCCAGCUCCUCCUCAAGAGCAAGGUCACAGCACCCCUGGAGUGCUCCUUCCUGCUGCUCAAGGGCCCGUAUGAUGAUGUGCGGAUCAGUCCUGUCAUCUACCACUUUGUCUUCACCAACGAGAGCAAUGAGACGGACUAUGUGCCUCUUCCCAUCAUCGACUCUGUGGAGUGCAACAAGCUGCUGGCUGCCAAGAACAUCAACCUGCGGCUCUUCCUCUUCCAGAUACAGAAGUAGGAUGGGCCCAGGAUGCCCAAGGAGCUGAGGGCCAAGGCUGGCGCCGCCAUCCCAUCCACCCCUGGCUUGGCAGCGGCUUCACAUGACCAUCUGAUCAUUUUAGCAAAAGAGAAGAACAGACAAAACCAAACACUGGGAAAGUCUGCAUGCGUGUGCCACAGGGUCCCUGCCUCCAGCUCCCCCUCUUCCCGGCCUCCCCCUCCUGAGGGUGGCUGGAGGCUGGGCUGACCGCAGAGGAGACAGUGCUUUGGGCUACCCAGGCUCAGGGAUGGGUGGUGAGGAGGGCAAGAACCAGCAGCCCUGCCCCUGCACCCAUCCUCACAGUGAGGCAGCACUGCCUGCUCUGGUCCCGGGCCGGGCUCAGGGGCCCUCGCUGACUUCAGACGGCAUAUUUGAUUGCAAUUAAAAGGCAGCCUUGUUUCCUACUUUCUGUUUUGUUGGAGGGGAAGGAGUGGCUGUGAAUGGACGGCGUGGGAGCUCUGGUAUGGCUUGGGGGUUACUGUUAUGGCACCUGUGUGUGCCCCCAAGAGAGACUUGGAGACAUUGCUUCUCCCACAGUCUGUCACAGGUCUCUGGACUGAGGCCUAGACAGGGACAGCCAUGAAGUGUCGCGCCCCCCCCCCCCAGCUACCCGGCUACUUUAGGGAGGCAAGACUCCGCCACCAGAGCUCAGCAGAGGUUUUCGGAAUGCAGGGUGAAAUUCUGUCUCUUCCCAGGAAAAAAUUAAACUCUUUACAGGCUCUUCUAAAAGUGAUGCCGUUUUAGUGAGAGAGAGCUCAUUCACUUCCUUUUAGCCUUGGGGCCCAGUGUCUUCAGGCUGCAAAGGAGGCAGGCCACUGGCUGUGAGCCUGGCUGGGUGAGGUCAGAGAGGGCCACCACCCCAACCUGCUCUCAGGGACUGGCUGCUGGGCCUUUGUUCAGAGAGCCACUGCAAGGGCCAAGGUUGGGCAGCAUGGCUUCUCACCUACAGAGUGUGAGCUAUGAGCAGGACUUGGGAGUGGGAAGCAGCCCUGCUUGGAGGAGCAGACCUUGGCCUUUAUUUCCCUGGGACCCGCAGAGCUACUGGGAAGGUAGAAUUUGCUCCCCUCAACUUUUGUUUAGGAGAUGGGACUCUUUUGUGAUAGCUUUUUUUGCUUUAAUACCAAAGAACUGGGUUUCCUCUGCCCUGACCAGGCCACCACACACCUGGGAGCAGCCCCCACCCUCCCUACAGGCUGCCUGUGCCCCAUGGGGUUGAAGGACUGGAUAGCCCUGGCCACAUGGGUGCAGAAUUUAGGCCAACUGACCCCUGAGGCUCCUCCCAUCCCACCCUCAGGGGGCUGAGAAAUGGAGAGAAGGAGCUGUGGCAUAGAGCACAAGCCCCAACCAUAUUCCUGAGCAUGGCUUAGUACAGGGGCCAGGGUAGCUGCCUGAAACAGUUUUCUCCUCAAGGAUGGCUCUCCUGUCUCCUCACAGACAGAAAGAUUCUCAGAGCUGUUUUCAAAGAUCCAUUUGGGCUCCUGUCCCCAGCUCAGGGCACAGAGCUUACAGGGAACCCCUCUCUGGGGAACCGUCUCUCCUGCAAAGCUGAUGUAGCCUGGAUAGUUGGGAAGACCCAUGUUUGGCUUUCUGCCUUCUACAAAGAAAGACCCAACCCCAAAACCCAGCACAUCUAUAGGAGCGGUGGCCUCUGACUCAGGUACAGCCAGAUGACUCCUCUGCCCUUGUGGGGCAGCCCUGUCCCACACCCACUGACAGGCACAGAGGACCUGUGGAGAACAGAGGCCCCUCAGGGAGCCACUCUGGAUUCCAAGGUGAUGGUGUGAGGGACAGUGCAGAACUGUCCUUUGCGGGUAUUUGUGAGACUGAUCCAGCAGAGGGUGAUGUAGUGGUUUCCUGGGAGUGGGACAGGGUGGAAGGUUUGUUCUCCAAGGUCACAGCUAUGCUGGGAAAAGGAAGAGCACAACUGGGCUGGCAGGGGUUUGGAGGCAGCAGUUCUGUAUGUAUAUGUGUGGCUGUGGGGUCUGGGAGGCCACAAGGAAGGAGGAGGCCCAGGGCUGGCAGUCCUACAGCCUUUCCUCAGUGCUGGAGCCCACAGGGUCAACAGGGUCAGCCCAAGACCUAUGUGGGGACAAGGGCAGUGUCCAGACAAGGCUCUCUCUAGGGGUAUGGUGUGUCUGGUGAUGCCUAGGAGGACUGCUUAGGCCUUGCAGCACUGUCCCCAGCAUGGCCCCUGCCCUAUGGCUGUCACAUGCAGCAGCUGAGCCUAGCAACCUAGGGGAACUGGGCAGUGGAGGAGACUGGCAUGUCUCUGGGCCACGCUGGGCACUGGCACCACAAACCUUGCACCAUUGUCACCAUGGACCCUUUAUUACUGAAGGCACAUCUACUGGCCUGUGUCCUCUUGCUGUCUCAGUCUGGUCCCUUUUCUGUCAUCUGUGAGGAUGGGGGUGAUUAGUCUCUGCAGAUAUGAGGAGGCUUGUGGGGGAAUAGGCCAAGCCAGGCCUCUACACCCCUCAUCUUACUCCCACUCUCUGUGAGCACCACAUCCAUUAGUUUGCCCAAAGUGAGACAUUUACAAAAACAAUAAAAAUAAAUUUUUAAACAUCA